CGUCGUCAUCUUAACGUUAGAACUUUUUUUUUAUUCUCUUAAUUGUUGAUAUUUUUUUGCGAUUUUUUUCUCUUCAUAUAGUUUAAUUAAUUACCAAAUGGACAAACCCUUUUUCUGUAAUUAGUUUACUUCUACUUAAUUGUUACUAUUAAUUACUGUCAACCAUUGGGUUAAUUUUGUGAGUUUCCAAUCAAAUUGUGAUUAAAGUGCCAAUCUUUUCAUCAACGAUUCACAAUUUUACAAUUUAAAUUGUGAAUUUAUAUUUGGAUUAAUAUUGUUUAUCACUCUUAUUGGAAGUUAAUUGUUUUUAAUUGAUCAUCUGAUUGAAAAUGAGAGGGAAAUUUAUCGGAUUAUUAUUGAUUACCUUGUUAAUCACUUCACAACAAUUAGUUAAUUGUCAAUCAGAAGAUGAUGAUGGAGGUGAUGGUCGAUCAUUUGAAGGCGAUGUUGAGGAAUCAAAUCAAGAUGGAAGCGGAAAUAAACAAGCGGCAAAGAAGGUCACUGAUGGAGAGUUAAUUGUUGACGCAAAGAAACAAACUGAGGCUAAAUUGGCCGAACAAGAAGAUUUAAGGCCAAAAUCACAUUUCACCGAAGAUCGAUUCACCCAAUUGUUUGUACCUCGAAACUCCCGACGAAAGUUGGUCUCCGCUCGAUACACUACAAAACCCAAGCCAACUUUACCUUCGUUCAUUAAGAAACCAAUAAGUGUCCCACCUCCAGAUUUCGAGGCUCCAGCACCUCGAGGUUCAUCUUCUUCAUCUUCUUCUUCACAAUCAUCAUCUUCAUCUUCAUCCAGAUCACGAACAACAUCAACAACAACGACCACACCUCGACCUGGACGAGGUCGCGGUCGAGGUUCAACAACCAGCACAACAUCAACAACCGAAUCAUCUUACAGAAGAGGAGUCUUCUCAACGAGAAAACCAGCAAACAAAUUGUUUCCCAAUCGAAAUCGAAACUAAUUAACCAAUUAACAAUUUAAUUCUCAACAAUUAAGGCCAAUACCCAAAAUCUUAAUCAUCUUCAUCUUUAAUUCAUCGCGAAAACAAACAAACAAACAAACAAAAGCCGAAAUAAUUUUUCUCACUUUUUCCUAUUUUUAAUCUUCUUUUUAAUUGCCUAUUCGAUUAAUCAACACAAUUUAAUCACAAUUAAAUUUACUUUUAAUCUGUUAA
Panonychus citri (citrus red mite) is the source of this 1175-nucleotide messenger RNA. RefSeq names its product differentiation-associated protein 1-like. The transcript has 2 exons. NCBI's taxonomy places the organism in Eukaryota, Metazoa, Arthropoda, Arachnida, Trombidiformes, Tetranychidae. The record is from RefSeq and is a predicted model, not a curated record. Bases 330 to 962 code for a protein of 210 amino acids.